This is a messenger RNA of Alosa sapidissima (American shad), 1376 nucleotides long. Its product is annotated as checkpoint protein HUS1-like. The transcript is spliced from 10 exons. Gene Ontology annotation, biological process: double-strand break repair via homologous recombination; mitotic intra-S DNA damage checkpoint signaling; telomere maintenance. Bases 110 to 832 code for a protein of 240 amino acids. The record is from RefSeq and is a predicted model, not a curated record. NCBI's taxonomy places the organism in Eukaryota, Metazoa, Chordata, Actinopteri, Clupeiformes, Clupeidae. Gene Ontology annotation, cellular component: nucleolus; site of double-strand break; checkpoint clamp complex.
UUUUCUUAGCGGGACCUAUGAGCGGGACGAAGGCUCUCUGCCAUUAUGCUCUCUGCAGUUAACUUGUCCCAAACGAUUUUCGGUCCCAGAUCACCAUCUUUAAACAGCCAUGAAGUUCCGAUCAAAAAUGAUUGACGUGGGAUGUCUUAAUCCCUUCACGCGUGUUGUGAACACGAUUGCUAAACUGAACAAGACCUGUGUCCUGCGACUCACUCCUGACAACCUCUACUUUGUGCUCUCUGGGAAGGUGUCCAACGGCGGGGUUAGCAUGUGGUGCGAGUUAUUACAAGUGAACUUCUUUGAUGAAUAUCAGAUAGAGGGUGUAUCACCAGAUGCCAAUGAGAUAUGUCUGGAGUUGGCUCCAGAGAACAUAUCGAGAGCUCUGAAGACAGCACAAAACGCCAAGUCCGUCAAAAUCAAACUAACCAAGAAACACUGCCCCUGUCUCACCCUUGCCGCAGAGCUGCCCUCGUUGUCCAGUGUGAGUCGUGUUGUCACGCACGAUAUCCCAGUGGAUGUCAUACCCCGGCGUAUGUGGCACGACUUCAAAGAACCCAGCAUGCCAGACUUUGACGUCAGCGUAUAUUUGCCUCAUCUAAAAUUAAUGAAGAAUAUUGUGGACAGGAUGAAGAACCUGUCCAAUUAUUUGGUCAUUGAAGCAAACCUCAGUGGUGAGAUGAAUCUGAAGAUUGAGACUGACUUGGUGGCCGUGACGACGCACUUCAAAGACCUUGGGAACCCACCGUGGGACAUCGUUCACAAGCGAAUUGUGCACUUGAUCUUGCUACACGAGGACGUAUCCCUGCAGUACUUCAUCCCUGCCGUGGCAUGAGUGGGCAUCUGGUGGGCUCUCCUCAUCCCUGCCGUGGCAUGAGUGGGCAUCUGGUGGGCUCUCCUCAUCCCUGCCGUGGCAUGAGUGGGCAUCUGGUGGGCUCUCCUCAUCCCUGCCGUGGCAUGAGUGGGCAUCUGGUGUGGUCUCUUUUGAAGAGUUCAGACCCUGGAUACUGCGUGUCCUGUAGAGGAGCCAUUUCAGAGUGGGCGCAAGAUGACUAGAGUCUCGGCAGUGAUGUACUGCAUUCUCUGAUUUUUAAUGAGGCAGGAAGUGAAAUCUAAUAUUUACAAGCUUGCUGCUCUCAAGUGGAUGCUGCUGGUUCCUUUGCAUCAUUGCCAUUGUUUAAUUGGAUCAAGUGUGAUACUUGGUUGGAGUUCAAUACUACAGUGUAGAUAGCUUAUUGUACCUAUGUGAGUUUGAUGCUUUGAAUAACAAGUUGAUGCUAUAAGAUGCCCUGUUUAUAAAUAUUUAUUUAUUUCCUUUUCUAAAUAUUCCAAAAUAAGAUUGUUGUGCUUUCUAUAAAGAGUGUUUUGUUGACUUUCAA